GUAGCGCCUGUUCGAUCUUUGGUGGCAAUUCCAAAAGGUCAGAAGAUCCACCCUUCACCACGACUUCAGUCAUGCGACCCCUCGCUUUCGUCGUCGUGGCAUCGACCACCAUUGACUUGUGCAUGGCCGAGUGCUGGCUACGCAGCGAUGGAGUACGCAUCUGUAGCUCGGACGGGCUAGAAUGGCUCGCGAUGUGGUGGUUUUGGUUUGCCGUUCUUUUCUUUCUCUGCGCUUGCACCGGAGGUUCCUACAUCUACCACCGGCGGCACUUGAGCUCUCUUUACCAGCAAGGAUUUGUCACGUACUCUGAGCCGUUGAUCCUCAACGACAACCUCACCAACCAUGGCAUCAACUCGGCACAUUCGAAUGACCGCCACCUUGGCUCUUCUCCGUCGAUCCAAAAGAUAUUUUAUCGUUAAUGCAAUCAAUGCAACUGUCUGGUGUGCGCUUCACAAUACAAUAGCGCUGGCUGGUCGUUUCGUGAGAUUUGGCUACCGAGAGCAGACUCAAGGGUAGUACGUAUGCACUGGUAGUCGUG
This is a messenger RNA of Aphanomyces astaci, 538 nucleotides long. RefSeq lists its product as hypothetical. Bases 72 to 419 code for a protein of 115 amino acids. The transcript is spliced from 2 exons. NCBI's taxonomy places the organism in Eukaryota, Oomycota, Saprolegniomycetes, Saprolegniales, Verrucalvaceae. The record is from RefSeq and is a predicted model, not a curated record.